Messenger RNA from Spodoptera littoralis (African cotton leafworm), 1455 nucleotides. Lineage: Eukaryota; Metazoa; Arthropoda; Insecta; Lepidoptera; Noctuidae. The record is from the annotation of a GenBank genome assembly.
AUGAAGGUGUUAUAUUUCACAAUAUUAUUGGCGAUAACAUCUGUACCGUCACGCUGUCAAUUCAAAAACAGGGUGGGCAAGUUUGACGAAGUAUUCGCUUGGAAACAACUUACUUUUGACAUUAAUGGAAUCGAAGUACUUGAAGAUCGGUUUUCUGAAGAUGACCUAGCAGGCAGAGAUAGAAGAUCAACAGAUAAUAUUUAUUUCGAUGACAAAGAUAAUGAGGAGCAAAAGGUUUGGGAUAAAAGACCGUCACUUUCUUCACAGCAGCCUGUGUACAACAAUCCUAUAGACACGCCGAGUUCUGCACCGAUAAACCCAAAUGAUGAAAUCGGACGGUUCUUCGUGCAAUACAAUAACGUUCCGAUGGGGGCUGAAAGAGUUGAUGAUCGUGUGUUUAUCACAAUCCCACGGCGAAGAUAUGGUAUACCGGCAACACUGAACUACAUAGACUUGAAUCUCCAUGGGAACAGCCGUUCCCCUCCACUCUCUCCAUACCCCGACAUGGAGAGAUCCAGGUCUUUGAUAUCCGUGUACAGGACGCGAGCUGACGAAUGUGGACGACUGUGGAUGGUAGACACUGGAGUCAUCGAGAUACCAAAUAAUCCACAGUACCUUCGACCACCUGCAAUUGUGGUGUACGAUUUGAAAACGGACAAACAGAUUCUUCGAUAUCAAUUCAAGAGUUCAGAUAUACCUACUAAUAGAACUGCUACAGGCCUGGCCUCGAUCACCGUGGUUAUCAAAAACGGUGACUGCAGCGAUGCGUAUGCUUACGUACCGGAUUUGCAGACGUUUGGUCUGAUCGUCUACUCCUUGAGAGAAAAUGAUAGUUGGAGACAUCAACACAACUACUUUCAUUUCAAUCCGACUUCUGGGAGUUUAAGGGUUGCAGGUCAUUCAUUUAUGUGGAAUGAUGGAAUCUUCAGCGUGGCUGCGGGACAACCAGGACCUGAUGGAUGUCGCCCGGUCUACUUCCAUCCCAUGGUCAGCCACCAAGAGUUCUCUGUGUCUUCGUGUGAGCUGGAGAAGAGACAAGCUAACGAGACUGCCUUUGAGGUGGUUGGUGAUCGUGGUACUGACAGCCAAAGCACUAUGCACGAUAUGCACGGCGCCUCAAAGGUAAUGUUCUUUGCUGAAGUGGGGAGAGACUCCAUAUCCUGCUGGAAUACUGAUAUGCCACUCCGUCCAGACAACAUGGCUAUGCUCGCCCGUGAUAGCUCCAAACUGAGUUAUCCAUCAGAUUUGCAUGUGACUGACAACGAAGUAUGGGUGACAUCCAACACGCUGCCGCGUUUCAUAUUCUCAAGAUUCAACCCUAAUGACUAUAAUUUCUUCGUGUACAAGGCAAAUGUCGACAACAUUUUGGCUGGAACUGUCUGUGAGGGUGCUAAAUCCGAUUCUUCUCUUUAUCAUAAUUACGGUGGAUAUUAUAACAAAAAUAAAUAUGCCUAA